Pteronotus mesoamericanus is the source of this 1165-nucleotide messenger RNA. It is a transcript of the gene CA5A, whose product is annotated as carbonic anhydrase 5A. Gene Ontology annotation, cellular component: mitochondrion. Gene Ontology annotation, molecular function: zinc ion binding; carbonate dehydratase activity. The coding region runs from base 102 to 1034 and encodes 310 amino acids. The record is from RefSeq and is a predicted model, not a curated record. Lineage: Eukaryota; Metazoa; Chordata; Mammalia; Chiroptera; Mormoopidae. The transcript has 7 exons.
UACCAGGUGGUUCCAAUUGAUUCCACUAAGGUCCCAAUCAAUGUGAGGAUAGUAGGAAGAGUCACCGUCUCUUUACUGGGCUCUGUGGGAACAGACCCAAGAUGCUAAGGACCCCGAUGUUGGGCAGGAACCUCCUGAAGUCCUCAGGUUUCUCCGUCUUGGUCAAGCAGGUGUUGGGGACUCGACGACGUCAUCCACUAAAGCCUGAGAGAUCAUGCUCCCAGGUUUCCUGUGCACAGAAAAACAGGAAUAAUGCUCUGCACCCUCUUUGGAAGGGCGCAGUCUCCACCCCAGGGGGCUCCCGGCAGUCCCCCAUCAACAUCCGCUGGAGGGACAGUGUCUACGACCCCGGGCUGCAGCCUCUCCGGGUCUCCUACGACGCUGCGGCCUGCCUCCACAUCUGGAACACCGGCUACCUCUUCCAGGUGGAAUGUGAUGACACCAGCGAUGGGUCAGGAAUUAGUGGUGGCCCCUUGGAAAACCACUACCGACUGAAGCAGUUCCACUUCCACUGGGGAGCAGUGAACGAGUGGGGCUCAGAGCACACGGUGGAUGACCACGUGUACCCGGCAGAGCUGCAUUUAGUUCACUGGAAUUCUGUGAAAUACCAAAACUACAAAGAAGCUGUGAUGGGAGAGAAUGGCUUGGCUGUGAUAGGCGUAUUUUUAAAGCUGGGGGCCCAUCACAAGGCGCUGCAGAAGUUGGUGGAAGUCUUGCCGGAGAUAAAACAUAAGGAUGCACGGGCGGCUGUGGGUCCCUUCGAGCCCUCCUGUCUGCUGCCCGCCUGCCAGGACUACUGGACCUACCCGGGCUCCCUCACCACUCCCCCACUAACUGAGUCGGUCACCUGGAUCAUCCUUAAGAAGCCCAUUGAAGUGGCUGCGAACCAGCUGGAUGCAUUUCGCAAGCUCCUGUUUACUGCACUUGGUGAAGAAGAGAAGAUGAUGGUGAACAAUUACCGCCCACUUCAACCCCUGAUGAAUCGGAAGGUCCGUUCAUCCUUCCAGGCCAUGGAAGAGCGCACCGGAUCCUAAAUUUAUAAUGUGCAAGUCAGUGGGUAGAACUGACUUUAAAAAGAGGGUAUAGUGUUUUUCAAGUUUCACAGUCUGACCAUAUGUAAUCACUGAAAUUAAAAAGAGAGACAGAAAUCAUUGUUUUAUUCAAU